UCAACCAAAAGAAAGCCGACACUUUGCAUUAUUUGACGGGAUAGAAUUUUGAUACAUCGACUCCCAACUAACCUACUAUUUGAUUUUUUUAACAUAAAUUAAUCUAAACUAGACACACAUUAAAGUAAUAAUUAAAUAACAUAUGAACUUUUGAUACUCCUUCAACCCUUCACUUCACAGAAGAUACCACUUACUUGUGCUUCGAGAAUUCUGAGUUUCCUCAUCGUACCUUUCUAGAAAGAAAACCAUGGCAGAGCUUUUCCUUUCUCCGUUAAUCCAACUGCUCUUUGACCAAUUGGCGUCUGGCGAGUUGCUCAACUUUGCACGCCGACAUGUGGGACUCGGAGAAAAGCUGAACAAGUGGAAGCAUACGUUGGAAGGAAUCCAGGCAGUCCUUGAUGAUGCGGAUGGAAAGCAGCAUGAUGAGAAGCAAUCCAGGGCAGUAAAACUGUGGUUGGAUGAUCUUAGAGACUUGGCUUACGAUGUGGAGGACAUACUUGAUGAGUUCGCCACGGAAGCUUUGCAACGCAAAUUGAAGGGAGGAGAUGAUGAUCAGGCCAGCACAAGUAAGUUACGGAAACUCAUCCCUACCUGUUGCAUUGGUUUGACUCCAAGUGCUCUUAAGCUCAAUGUUAGUCUGGUUUCAAAGAUAGAGGAGAUCUCUGCUCGAUUCGAUGAAAUUGUCGAACGAAAAGGUCGACUGAAAUUGGAAGAAGCUGCUGAUCGUGGGAGAUCAAACAGAAGAAGAGGGACACUGGAGCCAACCUCUUUAAUGACAGAUGCUUAUGUUUUUGGCAGGGAAAAAGAUAAAGAGGCUAUCCUUCAAGUGUUGCUGAGUGAAAAACGCAGUGAUGCUAGAGAUAAAGUUUCUGUGAUUCCCAUUCUUGGUAUGGGGGGCAUAGGAAAGACAACUCUUGCCAAACUUUUAUUCCAUGAUGAAAAAGUGCAAAGCUUUUUUGAGUUAAAAGCAUGGGCUUGUGUUUCCGAAGAUUUCAAUGUUGUUAGAGUCACAAAAGCAGUUUUGAAAAUGGUCACCACUGAAAGCUGUGACGACGAUGAUUUGAAUUUGUUGCAAGUCAAACUAGAGAAGAAUCUGAAAGGAAAAAAGUUUCUAGUCGUUUUGGAUGAUCUUUGGAAUGAGAACUACGAUGACUGGACUAUCUUGCGUGCUCCUUUCCUAGCAGGGGCUCCCGGAAGUACAAUUGUUAUCACAACUCGUAAUGAGAGAGUUUCAUUAACAACACGUUCCAUUCCAGAAUACCAUUACCGUUUGGAAGUGCUGUCAAAAGAUGCAUGUUUGUCUGUAUUUACCCAACAUGCACUGGGGGCAAGCAACUUCAAUGCACAUCCGGACCUCCAAGAGAGUGGUGAAAAAAUCGUUGAAAGAUGUAAAGGCUUGCCUUUGGCGGCAAAGACCCUCGGAGGCCUCUUGCGCACUAAAAAGGACCGUAAUGAGUGGGAAAAUGUACUUAAGAGCAAGAUAUGGGAUAUACCAGAGGAGAGAAGUGGAAUUGUUCCCGCCCUUAUGUUGAGCUACCACCAUCUUCCCCCACAUUUAAAAAGGUGCUUUAUGUAUUGUUCAAUACUCCCAGAGGACUGUGAAUUUAAAGAGCAGCAGUUGAUUUUGUUGUGGAUGGCAGAAGGUCUAAUUCAACCACCGAAAGAGGAUACGCAAAUGGAAGAUCUAGGUAGCGAGUAUUUUCAAGAUUUGUUGUCAAGGUCCUUUUUCCAACAAUCAAGCACGAAGAAACUACGAUUUGUGAUGCAUGACCUCAUCAAAGAUUUGGCUCAAAGGAUUGCAGGAGAUAUAUGCUUUAGGAUGGAGGAUGAAAUUCGGGGUGGUAAUAGAAGGAGAUUUCCUAAAAAGGUUCGACACUCUUCUUACUUGGGUGACGCCUAUGAUAUUGCUAAAAGUUGA
Molecule: messenger RNA, 1918 nt
Organism: Corylus avellana
Lineage: Eukaryota; Viridiplantae; Streptophyta; Magnoliopsida; Fagales; Betulaceae
Source: RefSeq, a predicted model, not a curated record